Messenger RNA from Tripterygium wilfordii, 1838 nucleotides. RefSeq lists its product as uncharacterized. Bases 1111 to 1464 code for a protein of 117 amino acids. The record is from RefSeq and is a predicted model, not a curated record. Lineage: Eukaryota; Viridiplantae; Streptophyta; Magnoliopsida; Celastrales; Celastraceae. The transcript has 2 exons. Gene Ontology annotation, molecular function: DNA binding.
AUUCAUAGCUGCCAUACAGACUUGGAAAAAAAUGGAUCCACUUCAACCCUAUCUCUCAACCAUUGUUCCCUCCCCUCUCUUAACCUAGGUUAACUUAAUCAAUUCCUUUAUUCCAAGUUUCCACCCAAGCUGUGCGCCUCAUCGCUCAUUCUCGACAUCAAUGCCGAACUGAAACAAUACUCUCCGAUCUCAACCUCCACGCUGAUCUCAAACUCCACGCCAAUCUCAAACUUCAAGUCGAUCAAGGUCGAGUCUGCAAUUGCCAAUGUAUGGGUCUUGUUGAUCCACCUCCGAUUUGGUAAAUCAAGUGAAAAAGCGAAGAAGAUUGUUGAAUCGAAUGAAGAAGAUACGAAGAUGGUUCUGGGUGUGGGUGUGGGUGUGGGGUGGAACUGUUCGACAAGUGUUAUCUACAGUUGUUUCUCUUCCUUCAUGGUCUCAAAUCUGUAUAGGGAGAUUUAGGGUAGUUUAAUGGAUAGCUUGAUUUGAGUUGGUUAAUUUUGUGGAAUUGAUAAUGCCGAUUUAGGGUAUUUGCGUUAGGUAUGAGUUGAGAAGAUAGAUGGGAAUUUUACGUUAGGUCUGAGUUGAGAAAUAGAUGAGGCGCUAGGUAUGGAUUCGUGUGGAGGUUGAGAUCGACGUGGAGUUGCAAAGAAAUUGAUUAGGUUAACCUAGGUUAAGAGAGGGGAGGGAACUAUGGUUGAGAGAUAGGGUUGAAGUGAGCCCAUUUCUUUCCAAGUCAGCACUGGGAUAAUUGAGAUUGAUUUUACUGGGAUCCGUUGACUUAUUGCCCUAUAAUUGUCUACCCAAACAAACACUCUUUUUUUUUUUAUAAUAUGGAACGCACUCAACUGUCCAUGUUCGUUAGAUAAUUCCCUAUUAAAUUCGGGCCACAUGAAGUUGUAGGUAGAUAAUUCACUGUUAAAUCCGGGUCACAUGGAAUACCUAUAAAUUCAUGGACUAGUUGAGAAUCGUACUGAGGGCCCAGUAUAAAAAGAUAGUCCAAUGUAAUUAUUCGCAUACGCUCAGCUGAGUUAGAUGGAAACGACCACACCUCCCGCUUAUCGCGCUUAAGUUCCAUGUGUCAGCCAACGAGAACCCGCGAAGCUCUUCGCCAUGAAGAAGCGCAAAUCUUCGCCGUCAAUUCUCCGUCUCGACGACGAACCCGAAACCCCUCGCCAAACCACGAAAUCGCUGAUUGCUGGGCUUUCCUCCUCUUCCGCCGCCGCUUCGACUCCCUGGGAGAGCUUCAAACUGCCCGAUGAUUGGGUCGUCGAGAGAAGUCCCCGUGCUCGGUCCAACCAAGUCGACAAGUAUUACAUUGAGCCGGGACUAGACAACAGUUUCAUUCCCGAAUCCCUAGUUUCUGUGGAGAGAUACCUUGCAGGAUGGGAAGAAUAUUGUACCCCUAAGGCAAUAAAACCUUCUGGAUUUCAAGAGAAAGAAACAAAGUUCUGGAGAGGAGGCUGAAAACUCAGUGCUCGACUUUACUAGCCCACUGCCAAAAGUAAAGUGGAUUAUGACUUCUCGGGGGAAAUAUGUGGAGCCCUUUCAUAGCUGAUUCGGAAGUCCCAGAGUUCAUAAAGCAGAAGUGCUCUGAGACAUUUAUAUCAUCCAUUCGCAAUAAAUCCUAAUGGACCUAGUUUAAGAUAUCUUCUAUUCUAUCAUGAUGACAGUGUUCUAUGUUUGUGCCAGUUAACGCUUCAACUGAUAUCUAUGAGUUUGCAAAUUCAUGCUAGCUGCUAUUUGUCUCGGCUUCCAUCUCUGCAUUUGUUGUGCUGAACUUGUUACAUUCUUCUUUAAAGACCUACUUCAAAUGAAGAGUACUUGAAAGUUGAAAAUGA